AUGAAGUGUGAAACUUCCAAACGUGCCUCAAGAAAAACAGAGAAGAAAACUACUACCGUGGGUAGUGAAGAAGAAGGCGGUAUAGCUAAUGCUGCCGUAAAUAAUGUUCAUAACAGCGAGGACCGAGCAGUUACUGGUGAAAGUAACGUGGCAAGCACGAGUUCCUCGACUCCUGGAAUUGUGGAGGUAAUGACAUUAUUAAAGUCAAUGAAAGAAAACCAAGAUAGUCAAGACAGAAAAAUUGAAAAGAUGAACAGUCGUGUGAAUGAACUGUAUUAUGGUGACAUGACUGAGUUAGAAGAAGAGGAGUUGUUACUGCCUCCUAUAUUAAACCAGUCUUCUGAUGUUGAAGUUGAGAGGGAUUCGUGUGAACCCCCGAGUAAAAAACGUAGAGAGGAUGGUGAAACCUCUAGAUUUAGACAACUCGGGGUUAAAUAUAAAGUCACAGAAGAUUGUGAUGAAAAUGUUGAUGAGGAAUUGGCAGCUUUAAUAAAUGAACUCUUCAGGGAAGGAUUGAACGAUGAUUAUUUUAAUGAACUUUUGAAGAGUAUAAAAAGGCCUGAAAAUUGCAAAUCAUUGAUAAAAACUAGAGUUAACCAGGCUAUGUGGAGCAUUCUAAAUCCAGAUACACGUAAUUGUGAUGCAAAAUUUCAGGUUAUUCAAUCAGCUGUAAUUAAAGCAUCAGUGAACUUGACAAAGUUAGCAAGUAAACUCAAUGAAAUGGAUACUGACAUUGUUGAAGGUUUGCAAAGCCUGAUAACUUUAGCUACAGAUAGUUUAGCCUUAUUGGGGCAUAAAAACAAAUUGAUAAAUGUUAAAAGAAAAGAACUUCAUAGACCUGAUUUAGGUAGAGAGUAUUACCAUUUAAGUUCACCUUCCUCGCCUUUCUCAGAAUUUUUAUACGGUGAUGAUGUGGCAAAAUCAGUAAAAGAGAUUCAAGAUGUGAACAGAAUAAGUAAUAAAGUACAUGGAAAGUUUCACAGAGGAAAUUUCCGAGCGGGAUCAUCUUUCAGAGCUCGAGGACGUCCCUAUGAGAGCAAGAACCCAAAGAACUAA
This is a messenger RNA of Magallana angulata, 1056 nucleotides long. RefSeq lists its product as uncharacterized. The record is from RefSeq and is a predicted model, not a curated record. The transcript has a single exon. Bases 1 to 1056 code for a protein of 351 amino acids. Lineage: Eukaryota; Metazoa; Mollusca; Bivalvia; Ostreida; Ostreidae.